AUGGUUGAAAGACAUGCUCAUCAGCCCAACGGCUACACUAACGGCUAUACUCAUACUCCCUCAACCAAUGGCAACAUCCAGUACCCUUCACUCCCAAACGGUCAUGUAAACAACCACCUUCCUUCCAAUGACAAUCGUUUCUAUGGCUACAUCUACGAACCUACAAAUGACGGCUCUAAUGAAGAGGACUACGCCGACGCACGAGAAAUCAUUCGGCCACUCUUGGUUGUCCUGUAUGGUUUGAGACCUUCCAUCGGCUCCAGGGUCAUCAGGGAUAUCAUGGUUAGAUACACCAUAGCGAUGGGUUUGGGUUACACCGACCCGAACAAUCACCGUCGUACGUUGUUGACUACGGCGGCUGUUCACCUUGAGGCUGUAAACGGGUUUGUCGAUCACGAAGGCGUGGAAGAUCUGAGUGAAGAUGUGUGGAUUCGUGAGCCUAACAGCGAAUAUCACAAUGGUGAUAGUCGCGGGAGCGGAAGAAGCACCAACUACAACAGAAACGGGACUGCAAACACCUUCCACAUCAACGCCGGCAUCGUAACGCCAAACAACACCAGUGCCAAUGGCGCUCCCCUCACAAAUGGUCGAACCCACGCCUCCAACGCCUACACUCAAACCCCAUCCCCAGAGCGAGUUACCGCCGAUCCAGAUGACAUCCGACCGCGACCCCGCCUCUCCACCCCCGAAUUGAACGAAGCAAUUGGAGACUGGGGCUCCGUAUCGUACGCCCUCGACGGCCCUAUUCUACGCCUCCGCGCGAUCCGCGCCGAAGGUGGAAUAGAUGAGGAAAUCCCUCUCCGUCCGAAUCAAGCAACGGAAGCUAGAACAAAUGGGUACGCGACGGCGACACAGAUCAUUCCCCCAAGUAUCUAUCUUGGAAAUGACACGAGAAAUUCAUCAGAGUCUUCAACACGCUCUUCCCGGAGCGCAUCCUUAAGCGGAACUACGCUUGUCAACUCCGCCGUCGGAAGUACAAACGGCGACACUGUUCCCACUUCCAACCCGCCUACGAACGGAGAGCUAUCAGAGAGCGUAGAGCUCCACCGUAACGGUGCUUACGAAACCCCUACUGCAACACUUAGGCGGCGUCGCGAUGCGAGGGACAUGAGGAGAGCCGCUAGGGAAAAUUUGCUAGUGGAGAGGGGAAUUGUGGAACAGGAAAGCACGGGAAAUAGUGAAGAGAGUAGUGAAGAUAGUAUGGAUGCGGAGAUUGCGGAAGUGGAGGAGAUGUGGCGGGAGAUUCGUAGACAGAGGGGGACUAUGGAGGAGGAGAUGAUGAGGCAUGUUGCGGCGAGGGAUCGUGCGGCGCAGGCGGGGCAGACGAAUGGGGCGGGAACGAAUGGUGUGGAAACGAAUGGUGGUGAGAGUGAAGCGAGUGAUGAGGUUUCUGGAGGUUCUGGGUCUGAGGCGAGGGAAAGGAGGCCUGAUAGCGAGUAA
Molecule: messenger RNA, 1440 nt
Organism: Alternaria triticimaculans
Lineage: Eukaryota; Fungi; Ascomycota; Dothideomycetes; Pleosporales; Pleosporaceae
Exons: 2
Coding region: 1-1440 (479 amino acids)
Source: RefSeq, a predicted model, not a curated record